UUGGCGUAGUUGCAUUGUGGUAUAGGACAUGUCAAAAAUUUGUGAUGGCGACGAUGUUAAAGGAUAAGAGUCAAUUUACAUUCGAAGACAAAUGGCCAUGUAUGCGUCCAAUUAUUUUAAAACUACUGAAACAAGAACCUGUAACUCAAGCAGAAUGGCAAGAUUUAUUUUAUUCUGUUCAUUUGGUAUGUGUAUGGGAUGAAAAAGGCCCGUCCAAGUUAAGGGAUGCACUCAAAGAAGACAUAAUGGAUUUUAUAAAACAAGCUCAGCAGAGGGUUUUAGCGCAUCAAGAAGAACAAGCUUUGUUAAAAGCUUAUAUAGCAGAAUGGAGAAAAUUUUUUACUCAGUGUAUUUAUUUACCAACACCUUUUAGACAAUUGGAAUCAUAUCUUGCUGGGAAAACAACUUCUAGUGCUCAGAAAAGAAAUCAACCAGAUGACAUUGUCAGAAAGUUGAUGUUGGAUAGCUGGAAUCAAAGUAUAUUUGGAGAAAUAAAACAAAAACUUCAGGAUUCAGCUAUGCGACUUAUUCGUGCAGAACGAAAUGGGGAAGCAUUCGAUUCACAGCUUGUUAUUGGCGUUAGGGAAUCUUAUGUAAAUUUAUGUUCAAAUACAACGGAUCAGCUUCAAAUCUAUAGAGAAAAUUUUGAAGCUGCAUACAUAGAAGCAACAGAAGCGUUUUAUUGGGUUAAAGCACCGGAUCAAUUGUCAUUACAUGGUGUAGAGAAUUAUAUGCGUUACGCGGAAGCAAAGUUAAGAGAAGAGGAACUUCGUGCACAAAAAUAUUUAGAACCAAACAGUGCGAGUGUACAGCUUUUAACCGAUUGUUGUGUACGUGUGUUAGUAGCAACUUUUAAGCCAGCUAUAUUAGCAGAAUGCCCAAGAAUGAUUCAACAUCAUCAAACAGAUCAACUUAGGCUGAUGCUGAAGCUAAUGGAUAGAGUACCCGAAGGUGUUGGUCCAAUGUUAAGAAAUUUAGAAGAACAUAUAGCGAGCGCAGGUUUGGCUGAUAUGAUGGCAGCUGUAGAUGUUAUAACUCAGGAUUCUGAAAAAUAUGUUGAAAGAUUAUUAGACCUUUUUCGUCGAUUUUCAACCCUUGUCCAAGAAGCAUUUGACGAUGAUCCUCGCUUCUUAACUGCUCGAGAUAAAGCUUACAAACUCGUUGUAAAUGAUGCAACAGUAUUCAGGCUAGAAUUACCAGCCCGUCAAAGUUCUGGUAUUGGUACAACGAUUUUAAAUAAUAAACCUAAUAACAAUAAUAAUGGGCAGCCAGAAUCAAAGUGUCCAGAACUUCUUGCUAACUACUGUGAUAUGCUACUUAGGAAAACACCAUUAAGUAAAAAAUUAACAUCUGAUGAAAUUGAAAGCAAAUUGAGAGAUGUAUUGUUAGUGUUAAAAUAUGUUCAGAAUAAAGACGUAUUUAUGCGCUACCAUAAAGCUCAUUUAACACGGCGCUUAAUAUUAGACACAUCUGCAGAUUCUGAAAAAGAAGAGAAUAUGGUAGAAUGGCUUCGUGAAGUUGGAAUGCCUGCUGAUUAUUUUAAUAAAUUAGCUCGAAUGUUUCAAGAUAUUAAAGUAUCGCAAGAUCUUAAUCAACAAUUCAAAGAACAAUGUAGAGCUGCUACUGCAGACAGUAUAAAUAUUAAGAUAUUAAAUGCAGGUGCAUGGGCCAGAGGCAGUGAACGUGUCACUGUAAGUUUACCGUUACAGUUAGAAGAUUAUAUUCCUGAAAUAGAGGAAUUUUAUAAGAAAAAACAUAGCGGAAGAAAAUUACUGUGGUAUCAUCACAUGUCCAAUGGCACGAUUACUUUUUCCAACCAAGUGGGACGUUUUGAUGUGGAUGUAACAACUUUUCAAAUGGCAGUUUUAUUUGCUUGGAAUCAGCGACCGUUUGAAAAAAUAUCUUACGAAAAUUUACGAUUGGCUACAGAACUGCCUGAUCCCGAGCUGAGACGAACAUUAUGGUCCUUAUGUGCUUUCCCAAAACUCAAGCGUCAGCUUCUAUUUGUGGAACCACAUGCACACAAUCCCAAAGAUUUUGCAAAUGAUACAAGGUUCUGGGUGAACCAAGAAUUUGCCAUUGUAAAAAAUGGGAAAUUACAAAAACGCGGUAAAAUUAAUUUGAUAGGAAGACUUCAAUUAUCAACUGAACGAAGUAAAGAAGAAGAUAACCAAUCCAUUGUACAACUUAGAAUAUUCAGGGUUCAGGAAGCCAUCAUUACGAUUCUAAAGAUGCGUAUGAAGACUACUAAUGCUCAGUUGCAAACCGAAUUAGUCGAUAUACUGAAGAACAUGUUUUUACCAAGUAAAAAAAUGGUGAAAGAACAAAUUGAAUGGCUCAUUGAAAAUAAAUAUAUUCGUAGACACGACGACGAUAUUAACACUUUUGUAUACAUAGCAUAA
This is a messenger RNA of Colletes gigas, 2402 nucleotides long. RefSeq names its product cullin-5 (gene Cul5). The transcript has 11 exons. The record is from RefSeq and is a predicted model, not a curated record. Gene Ontology annotation, cellular component: SCF ubiquitin ligase complex; Cul5-RING ubiquitin ligase complex. Gene Ontology annotation, molecular function: ubiquitin protein ligase binding. Gene Ontology annotation, biological process: SCF-dependent proteasomal ubiquitin-dependent protein catabolic process; protein ubiquitination. Lineage: Eukaryota; Metazoa; Arthropoda; Insecta; Hymenoptera; Colletidae. Bases 45 to 2402 code for a protein of 785 amino acids.